This is a messenger RNA of Thermochaetoides thermophila DSM 1495, 2052 nucleotides long. RefSeq lists its product as uncharacterized. Lineage: Eukaryota; Fungi; Ascomycota; Sordariomycetes; Sordariales; Chaetomiaceae. Gene Ontology annotation, cellular component: nucleus. The transcript is spliced from 4 exons. The coding region runs from base 1 to 2052 and encodes 683 amino acids. The record is from RefSeq and is a predicted model, not a curated record. Gene Ontology annotation, molecular function: DNA binding; zinc ion binding; DNA-binding transcription factor activity, RNA polymerase II-specific. Gene Ontology annotation, biological process: DNA-templated transcription; regulation of DNA-templated transcription.
AUGGCCUCGGUCGUGCGAUCAACGGCCCUUCGUGCGGGCGGUGCGUGUGUGCGCUGCCGGAAGGGCAAGACCAAGUGCGUUUACGAAAACGGACGCGCGCCCUGCAAGAACUGUGCCAAGGGCAUGCAUGAGUGCUAUCUUCCUUCCGAGUCCAUGAGCCACGGCGGCCAUGGUGUGUCGCCUGCACGCGUCCAGCAGCGCGCCAGAGAGUCACUACCUGCUGAUCGGACUGUUGCCAACACCUCAGCCGAUCGCCAGGUGCCGCCCUCGUCGGCUGUGUCGCGUCAUGUCGCAACCACUGUUGAAAAGCUCACUCCUGAGCUCGUGCAAGAAUGCGAGCGCGUUAUCAACAAAACGCUCCCGGCCUGUGUUGUCUUCCACAAGCCGUCGUCGCUCCAGCAGCUGAAGAAUGCCUCCCUUGACCCCACUAUGGUCAAUGCCCUCCUUACCACCGCAGCCCGGCACUCGCCCUUGAUCAUCCGCCGCUACGGCGCCCAUGGGGGCGGCACUGCUGCGGCCGAGCACUUUGCUGCGAAGACCAUCAGCCUGAUCAUGCAGAGCCUGGACCAACCCAGCCUUGCCGACAUCCAAUCUUUGUGCCUGCUCGUCAUCCAUGAAUGGGGCUGCCGCAAUGCUGUGCGCGCUUACAUCUACCUUGGCCAGGCUGCCCGUAUGGCCCAGAUGUUUCGCGUCGUCCAUACCAACCCUCACCAGGCCGACCCUGACCAGUUCCUCCAGGACGAGUCCUUCCGUCGUACUCUCUGGCUGAUCUACGUCCUCGACUGUUUCCUGACCAGCAGUCCUGGUCGCCACCCCGCUCUGUCGGCCCACGAUGUCAAAGAUGUCUCCCUGCCUUGUACCGACAUGAAUUAUAACUUUGGCAGCCCUGUCUAUGUUCGCACCCUGAAUGGUGCCCCGCCGCCUUACAUGCCGGAUCCGACCGCUCCUCUAGGUGAAGUCGGUGAGUUUGGCCACAUCGUCCUGGCUACCAAAGCUUGGCGCAAUGUGGUUGAGAUGAUGACCACCACCACCUUGGAGACUUUCUCCGAGGAGCAGUGUUUACUGUUGGAGCAAGAGAUCGAUAUGCUUCGCCAGUCUCUUCCGCCUCAUUUGGCCGAUAAGCCUGGCCAGAUCAACCUUCAUAUUACCAUGGGUAGUGGCUAUACAUAUGCCAUGAUCCAUUCUCUCCUCAACUGUGCCACCAUCUUCGUCAACCGCCGCCGCAUCCUCCAGGUUGUAACUGAUGAAAGCUUCACUCUUGAGGCUUGGCGCAUGGCUGGCCAUUCUCAUGUUCAGGCUGUUGACCGCAUCUUCGCCGCUUCUCACAGCAUUGUCCAUUCGCUCCUGGCCUUGGAACUCGGCGCUGAUAAGGACAGCAUUCACUGCUUCCCCAUUUUUAUGCUUUUCGCCGCCUUCACUGCGGGAUCGACCGUGGCUUACCUCACCCUCAAGGGUCUUGCCCCUCAUGAUGCUACUGUCACUGCCUCCAACCUUGUCCGAGACAGUCUCAGGCUCUGCCAGGAGGGCUCCGAGUCAUGGCCUCUGGUUAUCCCCUGGCAGCGUCAUCUCCAUGUCAUGUCCAAGGUCCUGCGCGACGUUAAUAGUGGCUCGCGCGACCUGCGUGAUUCUCGCGAGGGCAGCAAGCCCGUUCAUCGCGUCUCACCUUCGGUCAAGGAUGACGUCUUGAGCCAGGCCGAGACCAACCCUGAUACCAUGGAUUAUGAUCAAGCUGGCGCUGCUGGUUCUCAGCAGGGCCUUGAAUCCCGGGAAGCUGAAGUUACUAUUCCUAGGCGCCCUGGUAUUACAACCAUCAACGGCGCCUCGGCUGGCUCCUCUACUCCGGCUACUGCCAGCCCUCCUCCUGCAGUCCCUGUCAAGGUAGAUUCUCCUGGUGCUGCCUCUGCAGCCUCGGCUGGCCCUGUUCCCCAGGCCAUCCAUCCUCCCCCGGAGGUUGACAUGACCGCCAUGGAAUUGUGUGCCGCUUUCGAGCGCCAGCUUCUUGAACUUGAUGAUCUAGCAGCCUUUAUGGGAGGUGGAGUUGCUCCCAGCUAG